AUGGGGAAAUUUGUGAUUCGAUUUCAGAAAUUAACUGGUUGCUCAGUAUUGAAUAUUCCUGAAAGAAUUUGGAAAAUAUUCAUUCGCUUCAUUUAUGUUCAUCUAAUUUUUGCAACUCUCUUAUUAGUAUUUGGGACCGCUUGCUUCUGCAUUGGUGUUGAAUAUAGUCGAAUGUAUGAUGAGGUUAAUUGUUCCACAGGUAUCAAUAUCUGGAUACCUUUUCUCAAUUUGGUGGUUUCAUUUACGGGUUUAUUAAUGAUACGCUUACCUCAUAUGCACUGGGCAAGCUUUAUACAUUUCUUUGGCUUAUGUUUCAUUUUAAUAAUUAUGUUAAUACCCUUGGCAAACAAUAUAUUAAUAUCGAUACGAUGGCUUCGAAAAGCUGAAAAAGCUCCCGACGAAUGGGCCUUAAAUUUUUUUGUUAUCGAUUUAGUUCUAACGAGUGUAGUAUUAACUAAUGGUUUGUUUUUUGUUUUCCUUUUUUUAAUCAAAAAUUCCAAGAAGAAAAUUUAA
Molecule: messenger RNA, 513 nt
Organism: Dracunculus medinensis (Guinea worm)
Lineage: Eukaryota; Metazoa; Nematoda; Chromadorea; Rhabditida; Dracunculidae
Source: the annotation of a GenBank genome assembly